Molecule: messenger RNA, 3032 nt
Organism: Amoebophrya sp. A120
Lineage: Eukaryota; Dinophyceae; Syndiniales; Amoebophryaceae
Source: the annotation of a GenBank genome assembly
GAAACGAAGAGUACCAUCAUCAGUUCCCCUAUGGCCUUUCUCGAAGAUGAUGCAGGGUCCCAUCGAGCGGCGUUGCCAUAUCACUUGUCGUCGACCGAUUUGGUUCCGUUACCGCGCGCCUGAUUUCGCCAUUCCCACCCAAGGCACGACUUUUCUCAACUGCACUUCUGGCGGGAGCAGCAGCAGUGGUUGCAGCAGAGUCAAGAACAUCGUCGCAAAACCCCGAGACGUGGCGGGUGCUUAUCGACAGUUCGCUUCCAAGCCGGUCACGGUCGCCAGUAACAGCAAGGCAGCUUCCUACGAGAAAAAUUCCCUUUUUCUGCGGAAGCUAGCGGAGAAGACACUGCUCGGAGAAGAGCAAAGUCGUGCGGUCGCUCGGCAGCGCACGAAUUUGUUCACGAAUGAAAACACCGAGACAAAAGCCGGUCGGCGCAGCAAGCAAUGGAAGCAAGCGAUGGAGAAAUUUGGCGAGGACUGGGGGAAACUGAGCCAAUCGGAAAAGCGUGCGGUCGAGAAGGGAAAGGUAUUGGAGCACAGUUUUACCGAGAAAUACACACCGCCGCCGAGAAAAGCGUCCGACCCCCUGUUUCCAGACUACGACGCAGUCGUUGCCCGGCAGAAGCGGUUGGAUCUCAAAGCACAGCAGGCCAUGCUAAAAAGGACGAGUAAUCUUCCGUCGGUGUCUGGUGCGACAUCAAACCGGCACGGUGGUAUUCUGGGUUCUACAGCGCGGGAACAAAAUUUUUCAGAAAAUUUUGGGCGGCAGCCGGAUCGGUACCUGCAAACAGACACAACAAACACGACGGAAGAGGCAUCAAAGGAGCUGGACAAGUUUCUGAUUUCCGUUCCCCAUGGUCUGGAGCCGCUGUUGGAGGAGGAACUAUGAACUGCAAAAGUGUCGUACUAGUAUAAAUCGCAAUACAAACUGGCUCAGCAUUACAAAUUGAAUUUGUAAUGCGGAUUUAAGUACCUAAUCCUAAGCCGAUGCCUAACCAUUUAGAUUUGUAAUGCAUAACUCGGAUUACUACGAGUAUGAUGCUUUUGCACAGGAUAGGAACUGUAUGAGAGCAUUUUUCCGCACACGCCCGGCACCAUCACGCACAUGGGUAAGGGGUUGGUUUUCGUGCAAGGGCGCUGCGAAUUGCUCUGGAAUCUCGCGAUCACCGCCAGAUUCGUGGAUCACGUCCGCGUGCUCUUCGCGCCCAUACUUGCUUUCGGUGAGGCGGAGUUGAUGCGCGGCGUAAAGGGCAUGGAAGCGGACUGGGGGCGGUUCCUGCCGCCGCAUUUUCGAGAGGAAGGGCAGAACGAACAAGAAAACCAGGAAUUAUUAUCCGGGCAGAUGAAAAUGAAGCCAAAUAGAGAAGAGGACAAAUCUACUCGUCUCGGUGCUGAAACGAAUGUUGACCACUUGCAGAUACAGGUCGUGGCAAAGUGCGACGAAAAGUCGCGACUCAAGGACGUGCGCCUGGUAUCUGACCUAGUGGCGCGCUCGCUGCCUGUCCGUCGGGUAGACGUGGCGACGAUCCGCAGAAGGGUUCUGGAAGGAGAGGAGAAAACUUCGGAGACAUCAGCAGAAGAUGAGGCAAAUCAGGAAGAAAACAAGCCGGAGGCGAAGCGAAGAAAGGCCGCGGAACGCGACCUGCAAUUGUACGACCGAUUUCAGCGCCACACGAGCCCCGACAAAGACGUGACGCAGAUAAAAGUAGAGAUGCGCCACAACAAGGCGCAUCUGAGCGUGUACGCGGCCGCACGCCCGCGAUUAGGUUGCGCGAAGCCCUGCGAGCGGCUGCCACCCCCGGUGGCUUCCGCUUGCAUUGUCAAAUGCGUGCGCGCGAUGGACUACUACAGAGGUCCCACGGAACUACCUUUGGAAAGCAGUGGUUUUGCACGGGAGACUCUCGGCGACCAAGAGCCUGCGUUCGCCUCUGGAUGCCGCAGCGUGACUGGAAAGGCAGCUAAAGACAUGUGCCCUCCGACACGGAUCCUUUGGGAUCCUUUUUGCUCCGACGGGGGGUUACUACUAGAGGCACUGAGCGUUUUGCAAGAGACACCGCCAGGAAGUCCAAAUUUGAACUAUCCAAUGCUCCGCUUUCCUUCGCACGACGAGCAGAAGUUCCAAGAGUUUCAACGGGAUUUGUGCGACCGCAUCGGUUUUGAUCCGGAGCUCUCGAGGCCGCUGCGAAGUCUGGCGUUAGUUGGCAGCCACGAGCGCGGAGUAGCCACCGCAAUCGACAAUUUCCACGGCUACCUGAAGCGCAUGCCCCGCACCGAUGUGGUGGCAGAAAAGCCGAAUCCGUUUCUCGGCGCUACUUUCUUGGGCGAAGUAACGACGAGCAGUUUCAGUCCUGAUCUGCGAGACGGCGAUCCAGGGGAAAAUGCGGAGCUUCCUGUGAGUGCUUACAGUAGUAAAGAUUUCCCCGACGGCGCCGGGGGAAAGGAGCGGGACGGCACAUUAUCUGGUGGUCGAAAGCUCUCGCGACGAAGAGCAGCCCCUUCACUCGUCGGAGGGAUGAAGGCAAGAUCUCGAGCGACGCAGCUGCGACAAGCGGUGCAGCCACUGCACAGUGUGAGCUUCUACAAAGGAAAAUGCUCCGUUGAGUUCGCGGAGGAGCUGUUCUCACAAAAAUUUCAAGUUCCUGCCCUCUCAUCGUCAGAUGCCGCGGAAAGGCAUGUCGAAAUUCCCGCGCGCAGCAGAACACUUGUUCCACCACAGGUAACGCUGUUGACGCAUCUACCUUCUGGACCGGGCGUUUCUUCCCGCUAUGCGCUGUGGGCGGCAAGUGCAGUGACGAAAAUUCUGAAGAAGUGCUCGUUUGUCACGGAUGCUUUUUGCCUCACUGCGCGCGGAGAUUUGCAACGCGCGUCUUCGGCCAAUCUCGAUUGGCGUGUGCAGUUGCGGGCACAAAAUAACGAAAAUGGAUCGGAUUUGCAAUUGUUGCGGUGGCAGCGCGCAUGACGAUAUCAUGGGAAUAUGAAUUGAUGAUAAUUUAAAUUUUCUCGACGAAGUCAAAGCUGAAUAUUCAGAAAAAGAG